Molecule: messenger RNA, 2446 nt
Organism: Cygnus atratus (black swan)
Lineage: Eukaryota; Metazoa; Chordata; Aves; Anseriformes; Anatidae
Gene: SGTA
Product: small glutamine rich tetratricopeptide repeat co-chaperone alpha
Exons: 12
Coding region: 126-1064 (312 amino acids)
Biological process (GO): post-translational protein targeting to endoplasmic reticulum membrane
Cellular component (GO): membrane; TRC complex
Molecular function (GO): molecular adaptor activity; protein binding
Source: RefSeq, a predicted model, not a curated record
CUCCGUGCUGGCGGGCGGGCUGGGGGGGGGGCGGAGGCGCAUGCGCAGUGCUGCGCCCGCCCUGGCCGAGGCGAGCGGCGCGGGGCCGGGUGAGAGCCGCGAGGAGGCACCGAGCGCCCCCCGGGAUGGCGGAGCAGAAGCGCCUGGCCUACGCCAUCGUCCGGUUCCUGCACGAGCAGCUGCGGAGCGGGGGGCUGAGCCCCGACGCGCAGGAGAGCCUGGAAGUGGCGAUCCAGUGCCUGGAGACAGCUUUUGGGGUCUCCCUGGACGACCAAGACCUAGCUGUGUCCCAGACUCUUCCUGAAAUAUUUGAAGCUGCUGUAGGAAAGGAGCCUGAGCACACCAGAACGAACUCGGAGCCCGUCACCCCCUCUGAAGAUGACAUAGCCGAAGCCGAAAGGCUCAAGACUGAAGGAAACGAACAAAUGAAGGCAGAAAACUUUGAAGCUGCUGUGUCUUUCUAUGGAAAAGCGAUUGAGUUGAAUCCAUCCAAUGCCGUCUACUUCUGCAACAGAGCUGCUGCGUACAGUAAGUUAGGAAAUUAUGCUGGAGCAGUCCGAGACUGUGAACGAGCUAUAGGCAUCGAUCCAAACUACAGCAAGGCGUAUGGCAGAAUGGGCUUGGCCCUCUCCAGUUUAAAUAAACACACAGAAGCUGUUGUUUACUACAAAAAAGCCCUAGAGCUCGAUCCAGACAACGACACAUACAAAUCAAACCUUAAAAUAGCCGAACAGAAGAUGAAGGAGACUCCAAGUCCAACCGGAGGUCCCGGAGGAUUUGAUUUAGCUGGCUUGCUGAACAACCCUGGCUUCAUGAGCAUGGCAUCUAACCUAAUGAACAACCCACAAGUACAACAGCUCAUGUCUGGGAUGAUUUCUGGUGGCCAUAACCCCAUGGGAGCAGCAGGCACCAGCCCCUCCACGAAUGAUCUCGCCAGCCUCAUACAAGCGGGCCAGCAGUUUGCGCAGCAGAUGCAGCAGCAGAACCCCGAGCUAAUAGAGCAGCUACGAAGCCAGAUCAGGAGUCGAACUCCAAGUGCCAGUAACGAAGAUCAGCAGGAAUGAGCAUUCCAGCGCAGUCCGUGGGAACUAUGUUCUUUGCUUUAAAAACUGGAAGCCAUGUGCGUGUUGCCAUUUCUUGAGUCGGAAGUGUCCAAGAGGGGGAAAAAAUGGAAAAAAAAAACACAAAAUACUUUAUAUGACCUGCAUGUUAAAGACAGAUUCACGCUUUCUUUCCCUAGUCUUCAUCCCUGCUCCUCCCCCUCAGCCUUUCCAUUCAUUUUUUCUUCUGGAAGACCCAGCGAGCUGAACACAAACCAGCAUCAACAGCCUUUCUAAAGAGACUCGGAAAAUUACCUACACUGUUACAUUUCUAUGUUCUUUGCUACAUGGGAAUUUUUUAACCCGUUUUUGAAGAACGAUGCACUCUUCACUACAGGAUGUCUUCACUCUCCUGCCCACGUGCCACUUCAAAGAAGUGUUCCAGGCCCGCCCCGUCCUGCCCCCCGUAACCUUCGUGCCAGCUGCGAGCUGGCAGCGUUCGAACGCUCUGGAGAUCCCUGGAUCUCGGGGUCUCCAGGAGCAGGGUUUCUGUUGAUUAGAUUCGCUGCGUUUCUCAUUCAGGUCCGCAGCAGCAUCGCCAGGGUUGUUAAUAGGUGGGGUUUGGCGAUCGCCUCCCCAAGGUUAGCGUUAAUGUGUCGGGGGGGUUGGGACUACUUGGAGCAAGCGUUUCCAGACACACUUCUGGGGGCUCGUCCCCAGGCCUGGCAAAACUUGUCUAGUGUUUAGUAAUUAUGGUUAUGUUGUCGGAAUGAUCCAAUCUGUGAACUAGUCGGGUGGACAGUAAGAAAGAUAUAAUGUUUUCGGUGUUUAAAAGGUUUCUCUCCUGCUUUUUAAUUUGUCUUUUAUGCAUGUAAGUAAUCAACCUGGUCGACUGUGCUGAUGGUAGGAAUAGAGGGCGCGUGAGUAGAGAGCAGAAGGAAUAAAAACGCUCCUGGGGCAGCACGGUUUCAACGCAGGGGCCUGGCAAAGAGCGAUUCUGCCCCCGCAGGUCGCGGGUGGGACGAGGGGAAUGGCUCCGGUGGCUGACGGGAGCGACCCGCAGCCUUCCACCCUCGGGACCUCCCCGUUGUCCUUCCCAGGGCAAGCGGGAGGCUGUGGCAAGUUCCCCUAGGAGUCACUAGUUGAGGCUGGGGGUUUUUGUAUCGACCUCAGGACUGUUUUUAGGGUUGGUCACUCGGUCGUGGUGGGGAAGGCGUGUUCCUGGCCUCAGGAAGCAUCUGGCUGGGAGGCGGGCGAGCGUGAGGUGGAAAACGCCCCUUCAGGAGACCCGGUGGUAUGGAUGAGCAGGUGUAUCUGACGAUUAAUAUCAAGAAAAGGAUGAUUUGUAAAUGCUCCAUAAAUACGUGGUUAAUGUAACUUGUGAAGAAUAAAAUAUUUGGACACUU